Molecule: messenger RNA, 1378 nt
Organism: Klebsormidium nitens
Lineage: Eukaryota; Viridiplantae; Streptophyta; Klebsormidiophyceae; Klebsormidiales; Klebsormidiaceae
Source: the annotation of a GenBank genome assembly
CGAGCUUCGAUGUGUUUGGCUUCUGCCUCGAGCAAGAUUUGCUUCUGCUUCCUUGCUUUCCUGCAUCUCUCUACACAGGGAACUCUGUCAGCUUGAGAAACUUCUUUGCGUGCAUACUGCCGCAUUGCAUUAGCUUCGGGUGUCGGGUACCUUCUCAGCAGCCAUGGCUCAGUGCGUCGCUGCCAAGCUGGCCGGGUCCAUCGCGGCCACCAGCGUUUCUAAGGCUGUCACUACUCAGAGGAUUGCCGUCAGGCCUGCCUUCCUGUCUGGCGCUACUCUGCGCAAGUCUGUGAAGGCCGUAGCUCCCCGGGCUGCUGGCAAUGGUGUCAUCUCCGCAGCUUCCCAAGGACAGUACACAGCAGACCGCGAGCUCUGGUAUCCGGGCGCCACCGCCCCUGAGUACCUGGAUGGCUCUCUGCCAGGCGACUUCGGAUUUGACCCUCUCAACCUUGGGUCUGACCCCGAGCUUCUCAAGUGGUUCCAGCAGGCUGAACUCCAGAAUGGCAGGUGGGCCAUGCUCGGAGCCGCCGGCAUCCUCAUCCCUGAGGCCCUGACCUCGGCUGGCAUCCUGCACACCCCUCACUGGUACGAGGCUGGCGCUGCUGAUUACUUCGCUGACAAGAAGGUCCUAACCAUUGUCCAGUUGAACCUGAUGGCCUGGGCUGAGAUCAGGAGAUGGGCAGACAUCAACAACCCCGGCUCAGUCAACGUGGACCCCGUCUUCCCUAACAACAAGCUGCCCUCCGGAAACGAAGUUGGGUACCCUGGGGGAAUUUUCGAUCCGUUCGGCUAUGCAAAGGACUCUAGCAAGGCAGGGGAAUUGAAGUUGAAGGAGAUCAAGAACGCUAGACUGGCCAUGCUCGCAAUGGCCGGCUUCUUUUUCCAGGCCGUGUACACCGGAGUGGGUCCCAUUGACAACUUGACAACCCACCUGGCAGACCCCGGCCACAACACGAUCUUCGCGCAAUUGUAAUUUCGACCCAAUAAGCUCGGAUUGUCCUCAAUGGCAUUGGUCGCCGCGUCUGCGAGCUGGGUUUGGUCACAAGCUACUGCAGUUCUGAUUGCUUAACUGUACAUGUUCAUACGGUCCCAAUACAGAGGCAUGUGUUGCUAUAAAAGACUCGUCACCAGCGUUUUGGUGUGAUCGAUCUCGGCCUUGCUUCAAGCUGCCCCAGCAAAGUGAGCACAGGAGUUCUUAGCUGCAGGCGUUGGCUGCAAGUAGUAGCCGGCUAGGAUGAUUGUCCUAAACGAUCAAUCUCACCAUCAUUGAACGAGCCUGGUCCCUAGUGGUCCAGUUCCUCCUCGCGCUCGAGAAGGACAAAGGGCAUUCCGUGAUCUUCCAGCUUCUCUCAAAAAUGUGACCGAAACGCCUCACCGG